Molecule: messenger RNA, 1128 nt
Organism: Pelagomonas calceolata
Lineage: Eukaryota; Pelagophyceae; Pelagomonadales; Pelagomonadaceae
Source: the annotation of a GenBank genome assembly
AUGAUCCUCACAAAUUGCGCCGCCUGCGCCGCCCCACUGGCCCACAACGCGCCGCGAUGUGUUAGAUGUAAGGUUAGAUACUGCAAUCGGACUUGCCAAAUGGACCACUGGCGCCGCGGCCACAAGCAGAUUUGUAAGGAAAUACACCGCGGCGGCAACGCGGAAAAAUACCACGCCGACAAAAAAUACAAGGAGGCCGUCGCGGUCGCGGUCAAGAAAUGCGCGGCCGACACGAAGGGCCAUACGUGCUACAUCUGCACGGAGGCCGUCCAUUGGAAGACGAAGGAGGGCCUCGUGCGAAUGUGCGCGUGCCGUGGGACGUCGGGUUUUGCGCACGUCUCGUGCCUGGCGGAGCAGGCGAAGAUUUUGUGUGACGAGGCCGAGAAGAAUAAUCUGGGCCUCAAGGCGAUAAAUAAGAAGCUUGAGCGCUGGUACGCGUGUGGCCUGUGCGAGCAAUACUACCAUGGGGUCGUGUACUGCGCGCUCGGAUGGGCGUGCUGGAAGACGUACGUGGGUCGGCCGGAGACGGACACUGCUCGACGCAUGGCGAUAAGUGUCCUUGCGCUCGGUUUAUUCGACGCAAGACAAUACAAGGACGCAUUAUCUGUGCAGGAGGCCGAGUUGUCUAUGCUGCGGCGCAUUGGCGCAGCAGAAGAGAACAUUCUCGUCGCGCAGGGCAAUCUUGCAAACACGUAUCAAAAUAUUGGAAGGAAUGAGGAUGCCCUACGCAUGCGAAAGAUCGUAUAUUCAAGAACUUUGAGGCUCCAUGGCGAAGAGUAUGUAGGAACCCUCGUAGCAGCUAACAACUGCGCGGCGGUCCUUGCUGAGCUAAAGCGCUUCCCAGAAGCCAAGGCACUGCUGCGCAAAGUGAUACCCGUCGCGCAGCGCGUUUUUGGGCAGUCGCAUGAAGGCACGUUCAAGAUGAGGUGGAUUUACGCGCGGGCGCUCUGCGAGGACGCCGGUGCCACGCUCGACGAUCUCAACGAGGCAGUGACGACGCUUGAGGACAUAGAAAGAACCGCGCGGCGCGUACUUGGUGGCGCGCACCCAACCACAAUGGGGAUUGAGCGAUCCCUACAAAACUCGCGAGCGGAGCUCCGAGAUGCGAUGGCGUCUAGGGAGAUUUAA